Misgurnus anguillicaudatus (oriental weatherfish) is the source of this 1992-nucleotide messenger RNA. NCBI's taxonomy places the organism in Eukaryota, Metazoa, Chordata, Actinopteri, Cypriniformes, Cobitidae. The record is from RefSeq and is a predicted model, not a curated record.
UUUGUCCGUUUGUUUUUUAUUUUAACACGCAACAGUAACGGUAUCCAGGAGCUUAAAUACACACUAUGCAGUAACUUUACCUAAAUAUAACAGCUUCAAAGUUAUUUCAGUGGUAAACAAAGUCAUAGUAGGCGAAUCAUCCUCCUGUGUAAGCUCUGCGAGGACGCCGCUAGAAAACAGCAACGCAAGCUUGAGAGGAGCGCCCCUGACAAAUCUCGCGAGAAUCACGACUUGCUUUACGGCAACGACGUCACACCCACAAACAACAACUGCACGCACGAAUUUGAGACGUGGUGCUCGACGAUGGAAAAGGUUAAGAAUGCGCGUUCGGUCGAGAGUAGGGAAAGGAAAAGAGAAUCUGACCGCGUUAGGAAUCGCACAAGAGUCCCACUCGGUCAGACUUUUACUCGUUGGCGUGAGCUAAAAGACCGCACUGGAUGCAACAGGGAUGCUGAUCUGGCGAUCUUGUUGAUGGACUAUUUUGAGAAGAUGGUCAUAAAAGAGGAGAAGGAUGAGAUGUUCUGUAAAUCAGUAGGAACUGAUCUGUCCAUGCUGGAUAUUGAUGAUUUCAUCACAGAAAUCUCUCAGCUGAAGAAAAAGGUGGCGUUACUGGAGACAAAGCUGAGAUUAAGAGGAGAUGAAGGACUGAUGAGAGAGGAUGUGGAUGUGGUUUGUUGUGAAUCUUCCACACAGGACUCCGAGCUCAGUCUGACUUUACUCUGUUAUACUGAGUCAAAGCACACAGACGCUCAGGACACUACAGUGUGUGACAGUAAUCAGGACUUACAGGAUGAUGAAUCUACUGAUCAAACCUCCACAGAGUCUCUGGAUUCUGUCUGUAACGCUGGAGAACAGCAGCAGAUGUUACAGAUGUGUUCAGUCAAACCGAUUGACCGUGGGAACCAAACGGAGAUUAAAAUGGAACCCUCAGAAAUUGAAAUAGAACCCACAGAAGAGGAACAUUACACUGACGAUGAAGACGACGAUGAUGAUGAGGAGGAUGACGACGACUACAAUGAUGAUGACGACGACGAUGAUUUUAUUCCUUCAGAUAUGAAGAGUGAAUCAAGUUCUGGAGAAGAAACCACCUCUACAUCACAAAAGCCGUUGUACUCUGUUGAAAGACCUUACCAAUGCACUGAAUGUGGCAAAUGUUUAAGCAACAAAUACAAUCUUGAUGUUCAUAAGACAACUCACACAGGAGAAAAACCAUACGAGUGUCCUCACUGUGAGAAGAGAUUUUCCUGUUCCUUCAAACAAAAGAAACACCUGCGUGUACACACCAACGAGAGACCGUAUCAGUGCAUUCACUGUGGAAAAACCUUUAGGUUUAAAGAAACUUUAAGGAAGCAUGAAAUAACACACUCUGAGAGAUCCCAUCAAUGCUCCUACUGUGAUAAACGUUUCUAUCAUAAAAUGGAUCUGAUAAUCCACGAGAGAACUCAUACUGGAGAGAGACCUUAUCUCUGCUGUGACUGUGGAAAGAGCUUCUCUAGUCCCACAGCCUUUAGUUUUCAUAAGCGAGUUCACACUGGAGAGAAACCUCAUCAAUGUAGUUUUUGUGGGAAGAGUUUUAGUAAAUGUAGUAAUUUAAAGACGCACCUAAGAAUUCAUACAGGUGAAAAACCUUACAAAUGCACCGAGUGUGGAGAGGGGUUUAAUCAAGCGGUUCUUCUGAGAAUCCAUCAGAGAGUUCAUACUGGAGAGAAACCUUACCGCUGCUCCAUCUGUGGAGAAAGAUUCGCUAAUGUAGGACCUUUUAAGACUCAUCAGAAGAAACAUGCUGAAGAACAAACAGACCAAUAACUUGUACAUAAAAAUUGUUACAAACACAGUUUGAGAUUUUGGUCCUUCUCUGGAUAGCUUAUUUAGAUUAAUAACACCCCAGAUUUAUAUAUCGGAAGAGUUGACCGAUCUGCUGUGAGUUUGAUCGGCUACACUAGAUGAUGUUAAUGCUGUACGUUCAAUAAAACACAUUGUGUUCACCCUAAA